AUGCAUAUAACGUCAGGGUUGUCUCCGGCGUCCGGCGAGAUGCUGGACGCAACGUCGCUCCAUUUCUACGGAGAUGCUGGUGAUCAGUGCGGAGCUACAUACUUCGCAGUGGACCAUACCGUGCCGGAAUCAUCUCAUACUGUUGAGAUAGAAUACAUUUAUGAACAGCCAGAGACUUACACUAUUAACCAAGAUGACAUAGAAAUCGAUGGAAUUCAAACAGAAAGUUGUGUUAGUACAGAGAAGGAAGAUAUUUCUAAAAAGAUACGAAGCAAACACAAGCCGCACAAAAUGGCUGUCGACGAAGAACCAGAUACAGAUUUAACUAAUUUGACAUGGCUACAAAAUAUUACGAAUAUAAUGUCAGUGCCGCAAUUUCCGAUUCCACCCAUGUCACCAAACCCACAAGUGAAGACUGAGCCGCAGAACACGAGGCUGCAGAAGUUUAACCAGACAAUAGCAAAAUGUCAGAAGGAUUUCACGGAGAAUAAACACGAAUAUAAGACAGACAGUGAGAAGAAGCCGCCGUACUCAUACAGCACCUUGAUAUGUAUGGCGAUGAGAUACAACAACGAUAAAAUGACCCUUUCUGCAAUAUAUUCAUGGAUAAGAGAAAACUUCAAGUAUUACAGGAAUGCAGAUCCUACCUGGCAGAACUCCAUACGACACAAUCUAUCAUUAAACAAAGUGUUUGUCAAAGUGGCUCGAUCUAAACAUGAGCCAGGCAAAGGAGGUUUCUGGAAACUGGAUCUAGCUCACUUGGAAGGUACUAAACGGAUUUCGAACAGACCUCACAAAAAGAAGAAAGCCCAACCAAAGGAUAAAAUCACCGAGGAGAAAAUUGCUGUUGCAAAUAUACCUCAGACCAACGCUAUCGAAGGAAUUACUGCUGAUUUAGAUCAAACUGUGACGUUGCAUCUCCCUGAUUUUAACCUCGGUAGUAUUCAGCCUCUUCCUGAGAUAGAAUUAGAAACAAAUAUCGGGGCAAACGUGAUCGUGGAACCUGCUAUACCACCUCCUCUGAUUCCAGAAGAUGAUUUGUCAUCUCUACUUCUGAAUCCAACUGAUUGGGACGAUCUUCAGUUGGAUAUGUUGGAUAACUAUCUGGAUUCUUGUUUCAAGUAA
Molecule: messenger RNA, 1125 nt
Organism: Arctia plantaginis
Lineage: Eukaryota; Metazoa; Arthropoda; Insecta; Lepidoptera; Erebidae
Source: the annotation of a GenBank genome assembly